AUGGGCAGACGUUCAGUCUAUUCAGUCUUUGAUUUUCUCUACAAAAUGGAAUCCAAUCGCGGCCACAAGCCGCACAACUGCAUGAGCAGACUCCAAGCAGCUGCGCACAACUUCCAACAGAAAGCCAAAGACGGGGCGCAGAAAGCCAAGCGCAAGAUCAAGGUCGCUGUACACAAGUCGGCCGAUGCUCUUAUACCAGAUUUCCUUGCGUGCCUCAAUGGGGCAGGCAAACUACGUAGUAGUUCACCUCCAGGCCAGAUUCCACAGACCGCUAGCUCAUUCACCUCAUCCAAAACCGACCUAGUACUAUGUCAUGCACACAAGCAGGAUCAUCUCUUGCUAUCUCCCACGGCAAAAAAAAGGCCACCCCCGUCUCUAGGAAAGGGGAAUCACGAGUUUUUCGAGUCUCGGUACUGGGGUCGAACCCGCGAAAUCCCGUCAAAGGCUAUCCGGCGUCUUGCAUCGGAAGUAAUUGACCCGGAGGGGCAACUUGGAGGAAUCGGGGUGUGGGUGUUAAGCAAGAAACAAGGGUCCUAA
Messenger RNA from Mytilinidion resinicola, 537 nucleotides. RefSeq lists its product as uncharacterized. Lineage: Eukaryota; Fungi; Ascomycota; Dothideomycetes; Mytilinidiales; Mytilinidiaceae. The transcript is spliced from 2 exons. The record is from RefSeq and is a predicted model, not a curated record. Bases 1 to 537 code for a protein of 178 amino acids.